AACUUCGCAAGCCUUUGCAUGUUACGUAUGUGUCGUCAGUAGUUUGUUGCAUGUUGUAUGAGGUGCGCGCGCAGCGCCACGGCCCAUGUUCUUCGGAUGUCUCGCACAGACCGUCGGGAGCGCUUAGCCGCUGUGUGGAUAUGUCCGCCAUGUUUUCCAUGGCACAAGGAGCGGACCUACCGAGAAAAAAUAGCUUUUAAAUCAAUUUUAUCUCGACCAAAAAUGGAUUUUUACACUGGAUUUCGGUAGUAAAGGAGUCGAUGUUUCGGACCGUUGUGAAAAGAGGCGGGUCCCUCGCGGAUUUCUACCGAUUUUUUGACUGAAUUCUGGCGGGAUUCAUGUUUCCUCCACAUUUUAUGUUUUUGAGAUAGGCGAAAACAAUGAGUAAACUCUCGUUCCGGGCGCGAGCGCUAGACGCCGCCAAACCUCUCCCCAUAUACCGAAAUAGGGAUCUACCGGACCUAAAUGACUGCGUCUCGAUCAACCGGGCUGUGCCCCAGAUGCCAACUGGGAUGGAAAAAGAGGAGGAAUCGGAACACCAUCUCCAGCGGGCCAUCUCGGCGCAGCAGGUGUUUCGGGAGAAGAAGGAGUGCAUGGUCAUCCCCGUGCCGGAGGCCGAGAGCAAUGUCACCUACUACGACCGCCUCUACAAGGGAGAGUUCCGCAUCCCCAAGCAGCUCAUACACCUCCAGCCCCUGGGUCUGGACAAUGAGCAGCCAGACUAUGACAUGGACUCAGAGGACGAGACUCUCCUCAACCGACUCAACAGGAAGAUGGAGAUCAAGCCCCUGCAGUUUGAGGUCAUGGUGGACCGGCUGGAGAAAGCCAGCGCCAAUCAGCUGGUGACCCUCCCGGAGGCGAAGCUGCUGCUGAACGAGGAUGACUACCUGCUGAAGUCUGUGUACGACUACUGGGUGAGGAAGAGGAAGGGCAGCCAGGCCCCCUCGCUCAUCCCCUCGGUCAAGCAGGAGAAGAGGGACGGCUCCACCAACAACGACGCAUACGUGGCCUUCCGACGACGCACAGAGAAGAUGCAGACCAGGAAGAACCGCAAGAACGAUGAGGCUUCGUACGAGAAGAUGCUGAAGCUGAGGAGGGAGUUCAGCCGCACGGUCACCAUACUGGAGAUGAUCAAGAAGAGGGAGAAGAGCAAGAGGGAGCUGCUGCACCUCACGCUGGAGGUGGUGGAGAAGAGGUAUCACAUGGGCGACUUUUCAGGAGAGAUUCUCAAUGAAGUCAGUGCUCCACUGGCGGAGAAGCCGGUCUACCAGGCUCCCAUCAUACUGCCCAAUGGCAACCGCUACAAAGUGGAGAGCAAACUCAAGGCCCACAAGUCCAGCUCUCAUCAGCACCCGCACCACUUCUCCAUGAAGCCGGAGCCCCACUUCGACUUUGUGCGGCCGCACAAGAAGUACACAAAGAGGCCCAAGCUGGACCCGCUGCGGCCGCCGGGCCGCGUCGAGCGUCACCACACCGUCAACAAGGCCGACAUCAAGCAGUACGACUUCCACAGCUCUGGGGAGGACGACUACCCACUGUCUCCUGCUUCUGAGCCAGAUGAGGAGAAUGACCCAGACGGAGCGUUUGCUUUCAGGCGGAGGGCAGGCUGCCAUUACCUGGCUCCUCUGCAAGAGCAGAGUUCGACAUCCCCGUGGGGUCAUUUGGAGCUGCCUGGCGUGGACCCUCUGCGGCAGCGCCACUCUCUGACGGCACUCACCGUGCCGCGCCGUUGCAUAGGCCUGGCACGCCGGAGGGUUGGCCGCGGUGGCAGGGUUCUACUGGAUCGGGCCUCAUCCCAUCUGGACCGUGCCUUGCGGCUGCUGGACCCGGACGUCCUCUGCCGCUCCGCGUCCUCAUCAUCGUCGGCGUCGGCAACCCUGGAGCUUGACUUCGACCUUCCAGACCUCAGGCACGACUCCUCCUCCUCCUCCUCCUCCUUCUCUCCGCACAUGGCCACCAAGACCAACACCGCCACGUUCUCCACCACCUCUCCAACCUCCUCCUCCAUGCCGGCCAAGCGCUCGCUGGCUCAGCUCCUCAGCGACAUCCAGUCCUGCAGGUGGCGGUGCUUCAGGCCACGGCCCACGCCUGAGGAGCGCCAUGCGGAUGCCGCCAGGAAGGGCUCCGGCCUGCUCGCGGAUGGAAGGACACGAGAGUCCACGGCGGCCUCCAUGGCUGCUACGGACGCCACCAGAACUAAAGAGGGCAUGACUGAGGAGCAGUACCAGACCCAUCAGCAGCAGCUGGCCCAGAUGCACAAGCAGCAGCUCCAGCAGGUGCUGCAGAGGACACAGGCCAACACCACCACCACCACCACCACGCCCGAACGCAAGCCCACACAGACGGCCGUGACGUCAGAGGGGGUGCUGAAGGUCCUGGACUCUGCCAGUGCUCACUUUGCUGCGUCGGCGGUGGUCAGCUCUCCCAACAAUGAGAACAAAGGCCACCCACCCACAGUCAACGGCACGGGGCCUGGCUCAGGAGGUUCAAGAGGCCUGAAGUUCACCAGCAGCUCGUCUCAGGGUGGCGGAGGAGGAGCAGGCGGUGGAGGCUCAUCGUCCGCUCGCUCCUCCUCUUCCCCGGCAGGAGAUGGACAGUCACGCGGUGGAGGUGGAGGUGGUGGUGGCAGCAGCAACAUGAGUGGCAACGGCCACAGCAACAGUAAUGGUGGCGGGGGCGGGGGAAACUCUGCGCCCCAGUCCCUGCCGCGCGGCCACACCCACCUGGGCAGCGUGAGCGCAGUGUCCCCUGCUCACACGCACCACAGCGCGCGGCCCUCCGCCCCCUCACCCUCCGCCUUAAAGCUGGCCGCCGUAGCCAGCAGCCUGGACCGCGUGCCCAAGCUAACGGCCGCCAGCGCCGUAGACAGCCUCAGCAGGGAGAACCAUGAACCAGAGAGGUUGGCCCUCAAUGGCAUAUCAGAGACCACAGUGGCCAUGGAGGUGACAUAGCCCAGCCUGCAGCCACUGUGGCAAGCGGGUGGGUGGUUGGGUGGGUUGGGGCGUCACUCGCGCCACAGAACGGACUCAACUCUUGACUCACCUCCCAGAUGAAUGAAUGCAAGACCACUUCCUGCCACCAGAGGGCACAAUUCACAGAACUGAACUGAACUGUUGUACCUACAUUUGCAGCAUAUCAAAACAAGAGAUUUGUCAAUAUUAUACAUGUACAUUUUGUAAAAUUGGGAAUUAUCACUACCUUGUAAAAUAGUAUAUUUGUAUCAUUAGUAUGUUAUUUCUGUUACUUGAAUUCUAGAUACCUUUUUCAUCAUCAUGGCUUUUGCACUUGGAAAAAAAAAUUGCGAAUGAGCGCAUUCUCAAAAAAAAUCAUUCUUAAACAGGUGCAUCGGUUUGUUAGGAUCAUGAGCAUGAAAUACGAUCCUGCAUCACUCAUUUUACCUAUUUAUUUUAUGAUGUUUACAUUUUUGUAUCUUGUACAAAUAAAUCUGAUUUUGUGACCACAAAAUGCAGAAAUUGACGUAGUUAGAGUGUAUUAUGUUGUGCUUUUUUCUUGUUGCAAAAGGAAAAAGAGCCCAAUUUAAUUUGGUUUCACAAAUUGAUUUUUUUUCUUCCUUUCCUCGUUACUUUUCCCCUUUUUGUACAUAAUUAUGCGGCAUUUUCUCAUUUGCCCUCUGUCCAACAGAGGUGAUUAAAACAUUUUUAUUUGUUUUUUUU
Messenger RNA from Engraulis encrasicolus (European anchovy), 3674 nucleotides. It is a transcript of the gene epc2, whose product is annotated as enhancer of polycomb homolog 2 (Drosophila). The transcript is spliced from 14 exons. Lineage: Eukaryota; Metazoa; Chordata; Actinopteri; Clupeiformes; Engraulidae. The record is from RefSeq and is a predicted model, not a curated record. Gene Ontology annotation, biological process: regulation of transcription by RNA polymerase II. Gene Ontology annotation, cellular component: piccolo histone acetyltransferase complex; NuA4 histone acetyltransferase complex. Bases 381 to 2951 code for a protein of 856 amino acids.